Pichia kudriavzevii is the source of this 2313-nucleotide messenger RNA. RefSeq lists its product as uncharacterized. Bases 1 to 2313 code for a protein of 770 amino acids. Lineage: Eukaryota; Fungi; Ascomycota; Pichiomycetes; Pichiales; Pichiaceae. Gene Ontology annotation, molecular function: nucleic acid binding; protein serine/threonine kinase activator activity; zinc ion binding. Gene Ontology annotation, cellular component: Dbf4-dependent protein kinase complex; nucleus. The transcript has a single exon. The record is from RefSeq and is a predicted model, not a curated record. Gene Ontology annotation, biological process: regulation of cell cycle phase transition; positive regulation of nuclear cell cycle DNA replication.
AUGACGGACAGACUCCCCUUGAAAGACACGUCAAAAAAGUUUGUAAACAACAUCCAACCGGCUCCUAGUUCUUUUAAUGUUCUUACAAAAUCAAAGCCAACUCUGGUGUUUGUCAAACCAAAGGAUCCUCCUCAGCCAGCUCUACAAUCACCAAUAGUGCAUGCCCAUAAGCUGACUUCAGGCGAUGCCAUUCCCAAACUGAUGGGUACUUCCACUCCAAAGAAAGAUGGGUAUGUUCCUUGUUUGCAGCCAACCUCUCAACUCUUAGCAACCAAUAAAGCUCAGCAGCUGGAUAACCAGCAAUUGCAACAGCAACAGCAACAACAGCAACAACAGCAAGUCCAGGUGACUACCAAGAAAAUGACAGGUAAUGAAUUAUACAAGUGGCAGCAAACAUGGAGAGAAAUAUUGCCUAAAUCGUUCAUUUACUUUGAGCAUGACGAUUCAAAUGAUCGUGAAAAGAAAAAGGCAAUGUUGGCAUUGAAGAAAUUGGGUGCCUCGAUUGAACCUUUUUUUGGUGAAAAUGUCACAAUUAUUGUUUCAAGGAGAAAUUUUGAUAAAAAUUCCCAUUAUCCCAAUGGUGAUAUUUUCAGGUAUGCUAUUAAGAAGCAACUGAAGGUAUGGACUAUUGAAAAAGUUUUCAGGUUUUUAAAUCAUUUAGGUGAAGAAAUUUUGAAUACCGAUGAAUAUGAAGAACUAUCAAAUAUAUCAAAUUCGAACUCUAACUCAAUUUCCAUUAGCAAUUCAAACAGCCAAGCAGUUAACAAUUACAGUAACAACAAUCUCAAUAAUAAUAAUAAUAAUAAUAAUAAUAAUAACUUGACUAACUUAUUGCUGAAGGAACGUCUCUUUGGUCCUAGUGACUGUGAUCCAAGCGUCAGAAGAAACGAUUUUAAAUAUUUUACGGGGUUUUAUAUGUACAUAUGGGACUUGACUCAUAAAACGAGACCUGUUGCUGUUAGAGAAUGGAAAGAUAAAACAUCGAUUCCAAAAAUUCACCACUCAACAAACGGUAAGUCUUUAUUCAUACCUGAAACCAAACCACAGAACCCAAUAGGUAUAUUGAAAAGACACCAGAGAAGAAUCCAGUGUCUGGAAGAUUCUCAUAAUUUCAGGCAAGAAAUCAUAGACUCUUGUUAUGAAACUGCGAGAUAUAGUAGCAUCAAAAUUAGGAUUCCAACCUAUGAGGAGAGAGAAAUGUAUAAAAGGCAAUGGGAAGGAUCUUAUUAUAAGUUUCUCGAAGAACAUCCCGUUGAAAAGCUAAAGCUAGUAUAUAACAACUUAUCAAAUGAAGAAAAGAAGCCAUUUGCUAAAAUCUUUGAUCCUUUCUAUGAACUAGAGAACAUUGUUGAUACGCAAUCUACUCAAAUAGUCAACGGUGGAGAAACUAAUGAGACGAACGGCAGGAAACUAUGUGAUUAUGAGGAGUUAAUUGAAGACUUUGAUGAAGAGAAUUUUGCAAGACUAGGCUCAGAUGAUAAAGUGCAGUGUCUAGGCCAGAGAGCGGUUGAACAAAAUGACAGGGACUUACAAAUCCUAAAACGUAUUCCAAAGCUAAUAAGAAAAGACACUUUAAUGAAUCCCUCCAAUAGUGGUGCAACUGAUUGUAAGUUAAGGGAGUAUGGUGAAAUUACAGCUUCUGGUAUUCAAGCUUCUGGUAUCAAUCCCAGCGGUUCGUAUUCUCAUGGUACGAAUGUAACAUAUGGUAAUGGUUUGGCGCCAAGUAAAUCUCAUGUCAUUAAUAAAGCAUUGACCAAUGAAACCAAAAGGAUUAUUGUUUUAGAUCCAGCUAAUCAUUCAAAGGAAACGAAAAGAAAACAGCAAAAGCAACAAGCUGAGAAAGAACAAUUGGAACGGCAAGAUAAGGAUGCCAUUGAAGAGCUCAUUGAUCAACUACCUGAAGAAGAAUGUGCUGAUGACACGACAAAUGGUAAAAACUCAAUAAAUGAUGAUCAACUUGCUGCAUUACGGUCUGUGGAGACUGCUAAUAAUCCAUUUGUUAGUGACGGAUUUCCUAAUAAAAGAAUAAAGCUUUCACGUGGUACCUCAACUACUAAAACCAAAAAGGUGAAAGUACCAGCGAAGGAGCUUCAAGUUGAGAAGAGCAGAAUCAAUCUAGGAAUUUUCAAGGAGCCAAAACAAGAGAAGAAUAAGCAUGAGCUAAAGCCUGGAUAUUGUGAAAAUUGCCGGGUUAAAUAUUCAGACUUCUCCGAGCAUGUAGACUCUAAAAAGCACAGAUCAUUUGCUGAAGAUGCUUCGAAUUUUCUUCAAAUUGAUGAAUUAAUCAAAGUCCUAAGAGCAGAUUCUAACUAG